Fusarium mangiferae is the source of this 1272-nucleotide messenger RNA. RefSeq lists its product as uncharacterized. Gene Ontology annotation, molecular function: eukaryotic initiation factor eIF2 binding; translation initiation factor activity; GDP-dissociation inhibitor activity. Gene Ontology annotation, cellular component: cytosol. The transcript has 2 exons. Bases 1 to 1272 code for a protein of 423 amino acids. The record is from RefSeq and is a predicted model, not a curated record. Lineage: Eukaryota; Fungi; Ascomycota; Sordariomycetes; Hypocreales; Nectriaceae. Gene Ontology annotation, biological process: translational initiation; formation of cytoplasmic translation initiation complex; formation of translation preinitiation complex.
AUGGCUCUCGUCAACGUUCGUCGCGAUGUCAGCGAUGCUUUCUAUCGUUACAAGAUGGAACGUCUGCAGACCAAGAUUGAAGGUAAAGGAAACGGUAUCAAGACCGUCGUCGUCAACCUGAGCAGCGUUGCUGCCUCUCUUGCCCGUCCUGGUUCUUAUGUCAUUAAGUACUUUGGUUUCGAGCUUGGUGCUCAGACCAACAUUGACCCCAAAGACGAUCGUUGGAUUAUCAACGGUGCUCAUGAUGCCCCUAAGCUUCAGGACCACCUCGAUGGGUUCAUCAACAAGUUCGUCCUCUGCAAGAAAUGCAAGAACCCUGAGACCGAUGUUGUCAUCAAGGAUGAUCGUAUCCUGCUUGAUUGCAAGGCCUGCGGUCAGCGCACCGAUGUCGACAUCCGCCUCAAGCUUAGUGGCUUUAUCCUCAAGAACCAGCCCAAGAAGGGCAAGAAGGACAAGGCCGAACGCAGGGCUGCCAAGAAGGCUCGACAGAACGGCAAUGCUGCCAACGGCACCAAUGGUCAGAAUGGUGCUGGCAGUGAUGAGGCAUCUGAGAACGGCUCAAACGAGAACGGUGACGAGGACGUUGGCAGUGACGACGAGUUCCAAAAGGUCGCGGCAGAGGCCGCUGAAGCCGCUCAGGAGAACGAAGUCAAGGAGCAUGAAUGGGCUGUUGACAUGAGCGAGGAAGCAGUCAAGGCCCGUCAGGCCUCUCUCCCUGGCGAGUUCAAGCAGAAGCUCAAUAUUGGUGACGAUGAUGACGAAGAAGGCGAGGGUGGCCCCACCAUCUAUGAUGAGCUUGGUGACUGGAUUCAGUCCCAGGCUGAGGAGAAGGGCAGCGUUGACAAGGUCGAAUCCAUCGACAUCUAUGUCAAGGCCAAGGAGCUUGGGAUUGAAGGCAAGCAUCGUAGUGUUCUUGUUCUUGUCCAAACCAUCUUUGAUAAGAACAUCGUUGCCCAAAUUCCCAAGCGUGCUAGCAUGCUCAAGCAGUUUGUUACCUCUGAGCGUCACGAAAAGGCUCUGCUCGGUGGAACCGAACGUCUUGUCGGUACUCUGGCUGCUGACCACCCCGAGAUGUUCCAGUCCAUCGUCAAGAUUCUCCAGCUCUACUACCACUAUGACCUGAUCAGCGAGGAGGUUGUGACCAAGUGGGGAUCCAAGGCUAGCAAGAAGUACACUGACAUUUCCACCUCCAAGAAGGUUCGCAAGGCUGCUGAGCCUUUCUUGACCUGGCUUGCCGAGGCUGAUUCGGAGGAGUCUUCUGACGAGGAGUAA